AUCUUCACUUGAGCGUAAUGUUGGUUUUUGGCUUCUUUCCGUUUUUGCCGUUUCCAUUACGUCCCCUUCACUAGUCACCCCGAUGAUAAUCAAUACAAAUACAUUAACUGCAACGGCAACAACAAUAAAUCAACCAAAAGCUCGAUCGCAUUUGGCUUCAAAGUUGAUAUUUCAAAGUCCAAGCAUGGAUAAUAUACUUAAGGAGUUCAUAGUUUCGUCGAAACCUCUACAACUACGCAAAUACUCAAAUCGUCCUAAGAUUAAGAAAAGCAAGAAGGAUUCACGUAUCUAUUUUAUAGCAAUACCGCCAUUACCAUAUCGAUUUGUACCUGGUCGAGGGUACGAUUAUCAACCUUUGAAAAUAAAGCCCUUAUUAUUGGAUACAAGAUUCAGCAAUAAAAUUAUGGGCGAUAAAAACACUUUACCGACGAAUUUCCUUCAAUUUGAGAAAUCUCAGCAGUCGACUACAAAUGUGAAAGCGUCGCAGAAAUCUUAUCGAAUCGAAACGGCAACGUCGCCAGUAUCGGCUACUGCUAAGAAACCCGCCGAAAGUAAAAUCUAUAACCUAGAUCGUGCGGACUAUCAUUUCAAUGGGCGGCCUACGAGACUGCAAGCCGUCCAUGCAGCAGCCAAGUUUAAAUUGAAGCCAGAAAAGCUCAAAGCAAACUUAUUUGUAGAUAAAAAUGUAAUUUACUGA
Molecule: messenger RNA, 697 nt
Organism: Glossina fuscipes
Lineage: Eukaryota; Metazoa; Arthropoda; Insecta; Diptera; Glossinidae
Exons: 1
Coding region: 83-697 (204 amino acids)
Source: RefSeq, a predicted model, not a curated record